Messenger RNA from Branchiostoma belcheri (Belcher's lancelet), 3318 nucleotides. Its product is annotated as proline-rich extensin-like protein EPR1. The record is from RefSeq and is a predicted model, not a curated record. Gene Ontology annotation, biological process: regulation of RNA splicing. Lineage: Eukaryota; Metazoa; Chordata; Leptocardii; Amphioxiformes; Branchiostomatidae. Gene Ontology annotation, cellular component: nucleus; cytoplasm.
AUGACGGGACAGCGGCAUCGUCGUGAGGAAACCGGCGUCAGCAUGCCUGUGAUAACGCACGGAGGUUCUGUAAGCGGGGAGGGAGAAGUCGAGGUGCUGGUAGGAGACUGGGAAGACACCGGUACCGACAUGUAUGACGGCUACGGCUACCGGGCGUCCGGGUACAGGGGAGAUCCCAUCGAAAUGACCCGGCUGGACACGGGAUACGAGAGUGUCCGCGAUCUGGACAAUGGGUACCGGAAUGACGUCGGGACUUUGCAAGAAAUCAGCGUGUCACGCUUCACGUCAAGAGAUUAUGCUCCAAGGGGCACGUACCGGGAGUACGAACGUCCGAAGUACAUGAACGGAGGUCCUGCCAGGGAAAGGGUGCGGCAGGUGAGCGGGGACUACCGCAGGAUCACAGGGCCGUACCGCGACUCGCAGUAUUACUCCUUGGGCAGGCGAACCAUGUACAGGGAUCCUCCCAGAGAUAGGUACCAACCGUACCAACAGAUAGUUCCGUAUGGCACCGUGCAUCGUCAGGCAGAACCACCCCGGCAAAGGGACGACCAGCCAGUCCGCCUGGUGCAGUACAGCAAAAUUGUGGACGCCCCCGGCAAACGCCGUGUGGACGAGGCACCUUGGGUGACGGCGAAAAGGCAACCAGUCCGGGAGAAGACAAGGACUCCAAUUGUAAGGAAAGAGUCAGCCAUUGAUGACAGCUGGGUUAGUGUAAAGGUUAAAGACCACCACCGAGCACAACCCAUACCUAGCCUACCCCGGAAAGAUGUACCCAAAGUUAUGAGUGUUCCGGAGCCCACCACUGUAAGUCAUACAAGGCCGGACCCCUCGUACAUACGGGCGCCUCGGUCAACUGCGAUCGAAGGACCAUCAAUGUCAGAGCCGAUCAUCAGGGCACCCGUACCAGCCGCAUCCGAACCGCGCCGAGUGGAGCCAGCUAGAAUGCCCAUCGCACCAGUUGCGGUCCCUAUCGUGGCCUCCUCGAUCGUACGUGACGCCCCUGCUGUAAGCAUGCCCACUCCGCCACGAGUUCCCACGCCUCCAUCCAUCCGGGCAGCCACUCCCCCCGACGUCUACAGGCCUGAACCACUCCGCAUGCCGACUCCUCCGCCUGUUGCUCCACCCAUCCCUCCGAGAAUACCGACUCCGGAACCGAUCCGUGCACCCACCCCGCCACGUGUGCCCACCCCGGAGCCCAUCCGUGCUCCUACACCGGUGUUCCACGCGCCACCACCUCCUGAACCAGUUCGUAUACCGACCCCGCCGUCAGUACACGCCCCCACACCUCCCCACAUCCCUACUCCCCCACGCGUGCCGACCCCACCGUCAGUACAUGCUCCCACGCCCCCUCACAUCCCCACUCCACCACGUGUGCCGACACCCCCCGCAUUUGAAGCACCACAGGCGCCAGAAGUUGACCUCCCAAGGUUCUCCGCUCCUGGUGCUCCGGAUAUAGAGGGUCCACGUUUCAGCGGUCCGGAUCUAGAUGUUGACGGUCCGGACCUCUAUGCACGACCCGGACGUCUCAGCGGUCCGGAUGUGAAUCUGGACGGUCCGGACAUUGAGGCACCACGAUUCAGCGGUCCGGAUGUAAAUCUGGACGGUCCGGACAUCGGGGCACGACGAAUCAGUGGUCCGGAUGUAAACCUCGACGCUCCGGACAUUGAGGCACCACGAUUCAGCGGUCCGGAUGUAAAUCUGGACGGUCCGGACAUCGGGGCACGACGCAUCAGCGGUCCGGAUGUAAAUCUCGACGCCCCUGUCGUUGAGGCACCACGAUUCAACAGUCCAGAUGUGAACGUUAACGCUCCGGACAUUGAGGCACCACGAUUCAGCGCUCCGGAUGCCCGUGUCGGCGCUCCGGACAUUGAGGCACCUCGUCUAAGCAGUCCGGAUAUUAACAUGGAUGCUCCUAAUGUCAAUGCACCAAGAAUGAGCGGCCCGGAAGGAAAUAUAUCUUACGAUCCCAACUUACCAAGAACACAACUGCAAGGACCGACUCCUGCUGCACAUGCCCACGCCCCUAGCCCAGACGGGAGCCCGAACUGUUGUCAGAGAUGUUUUGGGAAACCGAAGAGGCCAAAGACGAGGACACCGACGGGGCAAGUUGCGGCACCGGUGGGGGCUGUGGCGUAUCCCAUAGAUCCACCAUAUCACGUGCAGAGUCCACAACUCCAAGGUCCAAGUGGCUACGAUGGUCCAUCAGUACAAGCACCUUACGUCCAGGCGCCAAGAGGUAGCUUAGAAGGCCCUUCUAUGCAAGCACCUUACGUCGAAGCGCCAAGAGGUAGCUUAGAAGGUCCUUCUAUGCAAGCACCUUACGUCCAGGCGCCAAGAGGUAGCUUAGAAGGUCCUUCAAUGCAAGCACCAGGUGUCGAGGCUCCCCGGGGAAGCUUGGAGGGCCCAGCAGUGCACGCACCUACCGUACAGGCACAUGGGCCAGACAUGAACACGCCUGGGUAUCAGAGACCUGACAUCAACUCCCCCACACAUCGAGAGAGUAUUGACAAUCCCAGCUAUCAGUACCCUCCUCCAAGAGUGGAUGGACCCCAGGCUGAUGUUGGCACUCCGGGGGCGGCAACACCACAGCCGACCUUCCAAGGUCACGCGCCAUCCAGUCAGAACCUCAUUGACCCGGAAGACAAAGGAUACUGCCCAGCCUGCGCUUGUUGCAGCUUACCGUGCUUCAGCCUCUGCCCGAAGGCCUGCAGACGGCGACCCAACGCGCCCAGCCAGCGCAUGAUCAAACAAGCGAACCUGGAGGAUGAGAAGUUCGGCUGGAUCGGUGUGGGGGUGCUGGCACUGCUGGCUAUAGCCGGGAUCCUCAUGGCGCUCGGCUUCAUCGGGUACUUUUCAGGAGGAACAGCACCCGUCGCCGGCCCUAGGCCUGCGCCCUGAGACUGUGUCCACAGACAUCUACAAAAGAACAUCUCUGGCUGAAGAUUGUGAGCAGCUAGUAUAACAACUUUGUGGUUACAAAUAUGGGCAUAUUUUAUUUUCAUCAUACAUAUAUCCAGUAAUCAAAUUGUUAAUUCGUCAGCAAACUUAUUGAGUUUGUCAAAUGUACUUAACCUAUGGAGUAUCACGCUUUUCAAGCUUAGGUAUUGUUAUCGGAUUUCCCAACUUUUACAAAAAGUAGUUACGGGCAUAUCACACUAGACAAUUAUUUGUCCUGAUUUAAAUUUCUCUAUAAUUACAGACUAUACAAGGAUAUUGGACUAUAAUUUGGUGCUCCCAUGGUUCACUGUCAUUUUCUUUACCAUUUUGUACAUUAAAAAAAAUAUGUUGAAGCUUAAAGGAAAAUUACAAAAGGAACAA